CCUGUCUGGAACUCAAACUCACACCAGCUCACUAACUCGCAUACAAAGAAAACAGAAAACGCUCGCAAAGAUGCCGUGCCCUGCCACCAUCCGCAAGCAGAUGACAAGAAUGCCAAGCGCUUACCAGUCAGUCUUGGAGAAAUUUUUGGUGGUGGACCAAAUCCUCUCAGAGUUUCUCUUGACUAAAGAAGAUUUAAAAGACGUGAUGAGGAGAAUGCAGAGAGAGAUGGACAGAGGGCUGCGUUUGGAGACCCAUGAUGAGGCCAGCGUUAAAAUGCUGCCCACUUAUGUCCGCUCUACACCCGAAGGCUCCGAGGUGGGAGAUUUCCUGGCACUGGACUUGGGUGGCACCAACUUCCGUGUGAUGCUGGUCAAAGUGGGUGAAGAUGAGGAGAGAGGCUGGAAGGUGGAGACAAAGCAUCACAUGUACUCCAUCCCCGAGGACGCCAUGACCGGAACUGCAGAAAUGCUUUUCGACUACAUCGCCGAGUGCAUAUCCGACUUCUUGGACAAGCACCACAUCAAACAUAAGAAGCUUCCUCUGGGUUUCACCUUCUCUUUUCCAGUCCGCCAUGAGGACUUAGACAAGGGAAUUCUACUCAACUGGACAAAAGGGUUCAAGGCCUCUGGAGCUGAAGGCAAUAAUGUCGUUGGCCUGCUCAGAGAUGCCAUCAAAAGGAGAGGGGACUUUGAAAUGGACGUGGUUGCCAUGGUGAAUGAUACAGUGGCCACUAUGAUCUCCUGUUACUAUGAGGACCGGAGCUGUGAGGUUGGCAUGAUAGUGGGAACGGGGUGUAAUGCGUGUUAUAUGGAGGAGAUGCGUACAGUGGAGCUGGUGGAAGGGGACGAGGGGCGUAUGUGUGUGAAUACGGAGUGGGGUGCCUUUGGAGAAAACGGAGAGUUGGAGGACUUCCGCCUGGAAUAUGACCGAGUGGUGGAUGAGUCAUCGCUCAACCCAGGACACCAGCUGUAUGAGAAACUCAUUGGUGGGAAGUACAUGGGGGAGCUGGUGCGGCUGGUUUUGAUGAAGCUGGUGAACGAAGGCCUGCUCUUCAAUGGCGAAGCUUCAGACAUGCUGAGGACACGGGGCAGCUUUGAGACCCGCUUCGUCUCCCAGAUCGAAAGUGACACAGGGGACAGGAAGCAGAUCUAUAACAUCCUGAGCUCUCUGGGCGUCCUGCCGUCUGAGCUGGACUGUGAUAUUGUGCAUCUGGCCUGUGAGAGCGUGUCCACACGUGCCGCUAACAUGUGUGCGGCCGGGCUGGCCGGGGUCAUCAAUCUGAUGAGGGAGCGCCGCUGCCAGGAGGAGCUGAAGAUAACCGUGGGAGUGGACGGCUCUGUCUACAAGCUCCACCCACGUUUCAAGGAGCGCUUCCACAAGGUUGUCUGGGAGCUGACCCCAAACUGCGAGAUCUCCUUCAUCCAGUCUGAGGAAGGCAGCGGCCGAGGAGCUGCGCUUAUCUCUGCAGUGGCCUGCAAGAAGGCCGCUUGCAUGAUAACGCCAUGAGAGACAAUGCUGUGAGAUGCCCCAAACACUAGAUGGCGCUCCAGGCUCACUGCUAACCUGCAAGGUUGAGGAUGCUCACCUGGAGUGGCCCUGUUAAGCCUCCCUUCGCACAGAAAUGUGCAUUUCUCCAGAACGGGGCUUUGCUGUGUGGAACACAUGGCUUUUGUCACACUUUUGGCACUUAAGUGUUCACUGCACAGUCCACACAAUUGUACAUGUUUGAAGUCCAAAAUGUCAUUUACGCAGGCUAAACUUUCAGAAGCUGUGAAUAGGCUAUACUUUACACGCAAAGGAUGUUACUAAUUAUGUACCUGUACAUAUCUUUAAUAGCAAUAUGAUUUUCUUUGGAGAAAUAUCUUAUCAUGGACAAUGUAGAUGUUGCUUUGUGUUUAACACACUGUCUUUAUUGUAUUGUGGUGACUCUUACUGUCUUAAUAAGUUGGAGAAGGAGGAUUGAUGGCACUGGAAACAGGCAACAGCAUAGCUGACACUUGUAAAGGGUUUAUUACUGAUUAAUGCUUAUUUUAUUUAUUACAUUUGAAAAUGUGUUUGUAUCCUGUGGUAGGCUUAACUUAAUUUUAAUGUUACAUAGGAGGAAUAACUACUCAUGUAAAAUGCUUAAUUUCUGUAAAUAAAGUUGCUGUAAUGUAAA
This is a messenger RNA of Colossoma macropomum (tambaqui), 2159 nucleotides long. It is a transcript of the gene gck, whose product is annotated as glucokinase (hexokinase 4). The transcript has 10 exons. Gene Ontology annotation, molecular function: D-glucose binding; fructokinase activity; glucokinase activity. The record is from RefSeq and is a predicted model, not a curated record. The coding region runs from base 71 to 1507 and encodes 478 amino acids. Lineage: Eukaryota; Metazoa; Chordata; Actinopteri; Characiformes; Serrasalmidae. Gene Ontology annotation, biological process: regulation of insulin secretion; glucose 6-phosphate metabolic process; intracellular glucose homeostasis. Gene Ontology annotation, cellular component: mitochondrion; cytosol.